Molecule: messenger RNA, 1419 nt
Organism: Anthostomella pinea
Lineage: Eukaryota; Fungi; Ascomycota; Sordariomycetes; Xylariales; Xylariaceae
Source: the annotation of a GenBank genome assembly
AUGGCGAGCACAAAUUGCUGGAGGUGCCUCGCGAGGCCAUCACAGCGCCUGCUGCUCGCUCCUGCUUCCAUGACCGCCGCCUCCUCCAACCCGACGUCCGCCGCCUUCUCGACCUCUACACAGCUGGCUGCACGAAGCACCUCGGGAGACACGGGCAUGUCGCGCCACAUCCGGACCGGCAAGCGCUUAAUCCUGGGAAAGAAGAAGCGCCAAGGCGACAAACACAAGACCCCGGGGCCGGGCGAGCGCAAGGCCUUCCGGAAGCGUAUCCAGCUCAGCAACGACAACGCCUUGGUGGUGCCCGGACUGGCCGAGCUGACGGCGCAGAACGUCGUGGACCCGGGCGCUGUCGGUCAGGUCGUGGGUAUUCCCGUGGAUGUGGUCGAUCAGCUUCGCACCUGCGAGGCCUUCAAGUCCACGCAGAACUGGGGUCUGUUCCGCUCGCCGCACAUGCUCAUUCGCAAGGAGACCGUCGACAUGGCGCAGCAGCUCACAGAUGCCGUGGCCAAGAAGGAGACGCUGCGGAUGGUCGUCACGGGGGAUAGGGGGUCGGGGAAGAGCAUACUUGGUCUACAGGCUUUGGCGACUGGGUUUUUGAAUAAAUGGGUGGUCAUCAACAUCCCCGAAGCCCAGGAACUGACCACCGCCGCGACCGAAUAUUCCACGGUACACAACUCGGACAUGUUCUCACAACCGGUCUACAUCGUCAAGCUGAUGCAGGCCAUCCACAAGGCCAACGGGCCCAUCCUGUCGCAGUGCAGGGUCGAGCUGGACCACAUGCAGCUGCCCAUCUCGGUGACGCGCAACAUGAGUCUGGCCGCGCUCAUCAACGCCACCAAGGAGCCCGAGUUCGCCUGGCCCGUCUUCCAGGCCUUCUGGAAGGAGCUGCUGCGCCCGGGGCGUCCCCCGAUCAUGUUCGCGCUCGACGGCCUCGCCCACAUCAUGCGCGUCAGCGACUACCGCUCGCCGGCCUUCGAGCUGAUCCACAGCCACGAUCUCGGCCUCGUGCGCAUGUUCGCCGAGGCCCUCGGCGGCAAGACGCCCUUCCCCAACGGCGCCGCCGUCCUCGCCGUCUGCUCGCGCGGCAACGCGCCCAUCCUGCCGUCCAUGGACAAGGCGCUUGAACAAGCUGCGGCCAUCCAGGCCGGCGCCAAGGCCGAGGAAGUCCCGCUGCGCGACGCCUUCUACCGCAAGUACGACGAGCGCGUCUUCGAGGCCCUCCGCGGCGUCCGCGUGCUCGACGUCCGCGGCGUCACGAAGCACGAGGCCCGCUCGCUGAUGGAGUACUGGGCCGCCAGCGGCGUGCUGCGCCUGCGCGUCGACGAGAAGAACGUGAGCGAUCGCUGGACGCUCGCAGGCGGCGGCGUGCUGGCUGAGAUGGAGCGCGUGUCGUUGUAUGAUAUUCGGGCCACUGUGUAG